GGGACCACUGCCUCUAAAAUGAGUCUCUCUGGGGAGAGAGAGGAGGGGACCACUGCCUCUAAAAUGACUCAAGACACCAGUUCUAAGAGUGUCCAGAAGCCCAGAGCAGAGUCACCUGCCCCCAGCCUGUUAUCAAUGAAGAGUGAUCAGCCACCUGCUUUCAGCCAGGAACCAUUACCAGAUGACAAUAAGGAAGUGGAGAGUUUGGACAGUGAGGAUGCAUUAAAGAUCACACACAACCUUCUGGACAGAAGAAGUCAAACUCUUCUGACAGUCCAACAAGACAUUAAGGCUAAACUGAAACACAAGUAUCAACACAUAUCUGAAGGAAUUGAACACCAUGGAAACCAAAGUCUGUUAAAGGACGUCUACACAGAGCUCUACAUCACAGAGGGUGGAAGUGGAGGGGUCAAUUAUGAACAUGAGGUGAGACAGAUAGAGAUGGCAUCCAAGAAACAAACCACACAAGAGACACCAAUCAAAUGCAACGACAUCUUCAAGCCUUUACCUGGACAAGACAAACCUAUCAGAACUGUGCUGACAAAAGGAAUCGCUGGCAUUGGAAAAACAGUCUCUGUGCAGAAGGUCAUCCUUGACUGGGCAGAGGGAAAAGCAAAUCAGGACGUUCAUUUCAUGUUUCCUCUUCCUUUCCGUGAUCUGAACCUGAAAAAGGACCAAUACAGUCUGAUGCAACUUCUUUCCCACUACUUCUCAGAGCUGAAAGAGAUUGACAACAUUGAAGAUGGUGAAACCAAAACUGUUUUCAUUUUUGAUGGUCUGGAUGAGUGUCGACUUCCUCUAGACUUCAAAAACAAUGAGAGGUGCUGUGAUGUCACGAAGCCAACCUCAGUGGACGUGCUGCUGACAAACCUCAUCAAGGGGAAUCUGCUUCCCUCUGCUCUCCUCUGGAUAACCUCACGGCCUGCAGCAGCCAAUCAGAUCCCUCCUGAGUGUGUUGACCAGGUGACAGAGGUACGAGGGUUCAAUGAUCCACAGAAGGAGGAGUACUUCAGGAAGAAAAUCACAGAUCAGAAUCUGGCCAAUGAAAUCAUCAAACACAUGAAGACAUCAAGGAGCCUCCACAUCAUGUGCCACAUGCCAGUCUUCUGUUGGAUAUCAGCCACUGUCCUUGAGAUUAUGCUGAAAGAGGCAGAGAAGGAUGAAGUCCCCAAAACUCUGACCCAGAUGUUCACACACUUCACGCUCAUCCAAAUCACUGUGAAGAACAAGAAGUACAACAAAGCCACAGAGACAAACCCAAAGGAACUGUCUCAGUCAGACAAAGAGAUGAUCCUGAAACUGGCAAAGCUGGCUUUCCAACAGCUGCAGAAGGGCAACCUGAUCUUCUAUGAGGAGGACCUGAGAGAGUGUGGCCUUGAUGUCACAGAGGCAUCAGAGUACUCAGCAUUGUGUACAGAGAUCUUUAAAGAAGAAUCUGGGCUGAACCAAGAGAAGGUCUACAGCUUUGUGCAUCUGAGCAUGCAGGAGUUUCUAGCAGCAGUGCAUGCUUUAGAAUCAUGUCUGGACAAGAAGGAAAAUGUUUUCCCCCCCAAAGCAGUCACUAGUGAUAGUGAUGAUGAUUCCUCUGACGAUGACUAUGAUGAAGAAGCCACUCCAACCCUACUCCAAAAUGUCAUCACACAACAGGACAGAGACAUGAAGUCAGACCCGUUGUAUGACUUACACAGGAGAGCAGUGGACCAGGCCUUGAAGAGUGAGAAUGGACACCUGGACCUGUUCCUCCGCUUCCUUCUGGGCCUCUCACUGGAGUCCAAUCAGAAUCUGUUACGAGGCCUUCUGACACAGACAGGAAGUACAACACAGAGCAAUGAGGAAACAGUCGAGAGAACAGUCAGGUACCUUUCAGACAAGAUCGAAAGGGAAUCCUCACCAGAAAGGAUCAUCAACUUGUUCCACUGUCUGAAUGAACUUGGUGCCAACUCUCUAGUUGAAGAAAUGCAAACCUCCCUGCGAUCAGGAACUCUUUCAGAAACAGACCUAGAACUUCACCAAUGUUCAGCCCUGGCCUACCUGUUACUGAUGUCAGAGGAGGUGCUGGAGGAGUUUGACCUGAAGACAUACACCACAUCAGAGGAAGGUUAUCAGAGGUUGCUGCCGGUAGUGAAAACCUGCAAGAGAGCACUGUAA
Coregonus clupeaformis (lake whitefish) is the source of this 2148-nucleotide messenger RNA. RefSeq names its product protein NLRC3-like. The record is from RefSeq and is a predicted model, not a curated record. Bases 19 to 2148 code for a protein of 709 amino acids. The transcript has 3 exons. NCBI's taxonomy places the organism in Eukaryota, Metazoa, Chordata, Actinopteri, Salmoniformes, Salmonidae.